AGUUAACAAUCCAAAACCAGUGGUAGUAGGUAACAGAUAACACAGCAUCCUCAAACCAAACAAAAUGGAACCCAACAACAAAACACCACCAGAGAAAGAGAAUCUCAACCAAACACCCUCACCGGAACCACCACUUCCACCACCUUCACUAGCCUCUCUCUCCCUUUCUCUCUCCUCUCUCCUCCCUUUAUUCCAACCCAAAAUCCCAUCUUUACUCUCUCCACCACCACCCAUUAAGCUUAAAGUACCAACCCAAGCUUCAUCACUCACUCAUCUUUCACUUUCCACCAAAACCCAUUCUUCACCUUCCAACAAAACCUUCAAAAAAUCAUCCUUUUCAUCAAACCCUCUCAAAUCACCACUCUCCUUAAUCCCUCACCGUCCUAAUGAUCCUUCUUCCGCUGCUGCUCUCCGGAGAACCGCCAUUGUUUGGUUCCGUAAUGAUCUUCGUGUUCAUGAUAAUGAAGCUUUGAACACUGCGAAUAAUGAGUCAAUUUCUGUUUUACCUGUUUAUUGUUUUGAUCCUGCUGAUUAUGGAAAAUCUUCAUCUGGGUUUGAUAAAACAGGUCCUUAUCGUGCUAGUUUUUUGAUUGAAUCGGUUUCGGAUCUUAGGAAGAAUCUUAAGGCAAGAGGGUCGGAUCUUGUGGUGAGAGUUGGGAAGCCGGAGACAGUUUUGGUUGAAUUGGCGAAGGAAAUUGGGGCGGAUGCGGUGUAUUGUCAUAGAGAGGUUUCUCAUGAUGAGGUCAAGAUGGAGGAGAAGAUUGAGGGGAAAAUGAAGGAGGAGAAUGUGGAGGUGAAGUAUUUUUGGGGAAGUACUUUGUAUCAUGUGGAGGAUUUGCCUUUUGGUUUGGAGGAUAUGCCUUCAAACUAUGGUGGUUUUAGAGAUAGAGUUCAGAAAUUGGAGAUAAGGAAAACUAUUGAGGCUUUGGAUCAACUUAAGGGUCUUCCUUCUCGUGGUGAUGUUCAGCUUGGUGAUAUUCCUACUUUGAUGGACCUUGGUCUUAAUCCAUCUGCCACAAUGUCACAGGAUGGGAAGCAAGUGCCUAAUUCUUCCAUGACAGGAGGGGAGACUGAAGCACUACAGAGGCUUAAAAGAUUUGCGGCUGAGUGUGAAGCUCAAUCAAACAAGGGGUUUAAGGAUGGGGCACAAGAUAGUAUAUAUGGUGCCAACUUUUCAUGCAAAAUUUCUCCAUGGUUGGCAAUGGGAUGCCUCUCCCCCCGCGCUAUGUUUGAUGAGCUGAAGAAAACUGCCAGCAGUGCUGUUUCCGCUUCAUCAAGCAAAAAUGAUGGUGGCUCAUCCAAAACUGGAACUAAUUGGUUGAUGUUUGAGUUGCUAUGGAGGGACUUCUUUAGGUUUAUUACCAAAAAGUAUAGUUCUACUAAGAAACAACUGGAAGCUGCUCCAGCCACUGCUUGUACGGGUGCGCUUGCUUAAGCUACAAAUUCUAAUUGAUGAAAGAGUUUAUUUCAUGAUGUUGAUUAUACUUCCCCUUCACAAGUUCUGUUGUAUGUAACUAGCAAUCACAUUGUAUCAAUAUGGAAGCUUUUUACAUUAUUUUUUGGAUGGCAAGUGCUAUUCUUCUUCUUGCCUUAAAAUAACAUUUCGACUGCAUGACCGUCUUUUCUAACUAGAUCUAUGGGUCUAGAAUUUAUGGCUCUUCCCCAA
Medicago truncatula (barrel medic) is the source of this 1666-nucleotide messenger RNA. RefSeq names its product blue-light photoreceptor PHR2. The coding region runs from base 65 to 1435 and encodes 456 amino acids. The transcript has 4 exons. Lineage: Eukaryota; Viridiplantae; Streptophyta; Magnoliopsida; Fabales; Fabaceae. Gene Ontology annotation, molecular function: DNA binding; FAD binding; deoxyribodipyrimidine photo-lyase activity. Gene Ontology annotation, biological process: photoreactive repair. The record is from RefSeq and is a predicted model, not a curated record.